Messenger RNA from Cygnus atratus (black swan), 2007 nucleotides. Its product is annotated as cytokine receptor common subunit beta-like. Gene Ontology annotation, biological process: cytokine-mediated signaling pathway. Gene Ontology annotation, cellular component: external side of plasma membrane. The record is from RefSeq and is a predicted model, not a curated record. Gene Ontology annotation, molecular function: cytokine receptor activity; protein binding. Lineage: Eukaryota; Metazoa; Chordata; Aves; Anseriformes; Anatidae.
AUGACCUGCACAUUCGACAAAGGUGAAAACCACACUAAGUGCCAGAACUUCACAAUGCACUGGGUGUGUCAAAGCCAUCUGAGAGCAAGUAAUAUAGAAAGGUACAAGUUUAAACCUGACCUGAACCUGCAGGCAGAGCUAAAUGUCUACUUGUUUCAGAAUGUUCAGCCCCUCCCGCCGCAAAACCUCUCAGUCAGAGAGAGUUCAGGAGACUUCUUGCUGACCUGGACAGCAGCUGAAGGAAGCCAAGGGCUGGGCAAUGCACUGGAGUAUGAAGUCACUUACAAGCGGGAGUGGGAGUCCUGGGAGAAGGCUGCAUCGCGCUUGCUCUCCAACACCACACGUUGCCACCUCAGCCACCUCGUGCCAGGGAGCCAAUAUGUUGCCCGUGUGCGAGCCAGAGCGGAGCAGGCCAGAGGCUUCUCUGGGCCGUUCAGCAAGUGGAGCAUGGAUGUGUCCUGGGAGACCCCCGAAGGUAGUGAACGCAUUCAGCCCAGGAACCUUCGCUGCCUCUUCAAUGGUGCAAAUCUUCUGACGUGCAGCUGGGAAGUGAAGAAGCUGAUCACCACCUCUGUCAUCUUUGGCUUGUUCCUCAGGGCCACUCCAGCAUCCGCGGAAGAGGAGUGCUCUCCCGUGUACGAGAAGGCCUUGCCCCACAUCCCCUAUGUGGUGCAGAGCUGUGCGAUCCCUGUAAGCAACAUCAGCAGUCAGAGCCGGUACCACGUGUCUGUCCGGACCAAGACGGAGGAGAAACUGAUUGAAGCCUACAAGAACAUCAAGGUGCUACCCCCAACAAAUGUAACAGUGACAAUGAAUAAAGAUGGAGAUUAUGAGCUGAGAUGGAUAAAGCAUACACUUAGAAAACGGUGUUAUGAAGUGCUGUACUGGAAAACCAGCCAAAUGGAAAAGGUUACCAAAAUGAUUAUCAAUGAUGAGCCUUACUUCCUACUGCGGGAGCUGGAGCCAUCCACAACUUACACCAUAAAAAUGCGUGCAAAGCUGCAUGGUAGUGAGGGGCUUUGGAGCGAAUGGAGUGAGGAGUUCACCUGGAAAACUGACAGUGUUCUGUCACCAGUGCUUCUACCAGUGAUGCUGACAGCUCUCACCAUCACUUUGCUAAUAGUUGGUUAUUUCAGCUAUAAGUAUUUCCUCAGGCAGAAUAAAUUGUGGGAGGAAAAGAUUCCAAAUCCUGGGAAGAGUCUGCUGAUCCAGAGCUACCUGGGGGCAAGAGGGACCUGUACCUUGCAGGGUGUCCCUGCAAGUACAACAUGGAGUUAUUCUAAGGAAGCUGUCAGCCAACUGCCAGCCAGCCAGGUGGGCUUCAGUGGGCAGAACACUUCUGAGGGGGUGGAGGAGAUUAACUGCCUUCAAGUGCUGGAUGGGCUUCCGUGCAAGAGUGCUGCUGAUGCAAGUACUGCUUCCCAGACUGCAAUCACUUGCUUCGCUUUCAAUGGUCCAUACUUGUACAGCCCAGGGAUGUCCUCCCAGCCUGAAAUGCAUCAAACUCUUCAAGUGGACCCAGUGGGAAACCAAGAGAAAUCAGUGUCCCUUCAGGGGCAUGAGUCUGUUCCAGGCACCACGGAGGCAAGAGGAGGAGGUCCUCAGCAGCCUUUCCUGCUUCUAGAUCAGAAGGAAAUUAUGCAGCAUCUCAACGAUGAGAAAGAAGUCUCACCACUCCCCCCAGCCGGUGGGCAAGGCAUGAAUGUGAAACCAGAAGAGCAGAAAUCUCCAAAGGCUCUUGGCUGUGCCAUGUCCCUUCAGCAGUGACCCUCAGAGUGUAUCACCACAGACAGCCUCUUACUGCCAUCAGCCAGUGACUCCACACAUCUGCCACUUGCCACCCAUGAGUUUGCUCCUGGGAAAUCUGGUGUCACGGUCCCAGUUUCAGGUCAAGCCCCAUCUUUUUUUCCUGAAUCACACCUGGAUGCAUUUGGGGACUGCCUUGUUGUCUCUUCAGGUCUCCAUGGACCUUCAGAACCCACAAAAAUGUCCUUACUUAUUUCUUGA